Chanos chanos (milkfish) is the source of this 582-nucleotide messenger RNA. RefSeq names its product calmodulin 3a (phosphorylase kinase, delta) (gene calm3a). The transcript is spliced from 6 exons. Lineage: Eukaryota; Metazoa; Chordata; Actinopteri; Gonorynchiformes; Chanidae. The record is from RefSeq and is a predicted model, not a curated record. Gene Ontology annotation, cellular component: myosin II complex. Gene Ontology annotation, molecular function: calcium ion binding. Bases 133 to 582 code for a protein of 149 amino acids.
GCAAGAGACUGCACGGUCCGACAGAGAGGCUUAAGCGUUUGUGAAUCAUUGUCCUGUCAAGAAAUAAGACAGUUUUUAUUUACAGAGGAGGUUGAAGACAGGAGCACAUCAUAAUUUAGGCACAAGAGAACAAUGGCUGACCAGCUGACCGAAGAACAGAUUGCUGAAUUCAAGGAGGCGUUCUCGCUCUUUGACAAAGAUGGGGACGGUACGAUCACCACCAAAGAGCUGGGGACAGUGAUGCGUUCACUGGGUCAGAACCCCACGGAGGCGGAGCUCCAGGACAUGAUCAACGAGGUGGACGCUGACGGAAACGGAACAAUAGACUUCCCAGAGUUCCUCACAAUGAUGGCGAGGAAGAUGAAGGACACAGAUAGUGAGGAAGAGAUCCGGGAAGCCUUCAGAGUGUUUGAUAAGGAUGGGAAUGGCUACAUCAGUGCGGCAGAACUGCGUCACGUCAUGACUAACCUGGGUGAGAAGCUGACUGACGAGGAGGUGGAUGAGAUGAUUCGAGAGGCAGACAUUGACGGUGACGGACAGGUCAAUUAUGAAGAGUUUGUGCAAAUGAUGACUGCGAAGUGA